Molecule: messenger RNA, 1109 nt
Organism: Neltuma alba
Lineage: Eukaryota; Viridiplantae; Streptophyta; Magnoliopsida; Fabales; Fabaceae
Product: serine acetyltransferase 5
Exons: 2
Coding region: 137-1021 (294 amino acids)
Cellular component (GO): cytoplasm
Molecular function (GO): L-serine O-acetyltransferase activity
Source: RefSeq, a predicted model, not a curated record
AUCAUACUGUCAAAGAGCACACUUCAUAAAAUCUUGAAUUUUCCGUUCGUGGGGAAGUCCAUUUAAACUGAAGAGACGGGCGAUCAUAAUUCAGUAGCUCCGCACCAUACAAUUCGUGCUAUCUCGAGCAAUCCCAAUGCCCGCCGGUGAAAUCCGCUACGCCUCACCGCCACCAUCCCCGAUGGACGCCUCCUCCGCCUACGAAGAUGAGGCCUGGGUCUGGGCUCAAAUCAAGGCGGAGGCCCGCCGCGACGCCGAGUCAGAGCCGGCCUUAGCUAGCUAUCUCUACUCCACCAUCCUUUCUCACCCUUCCCUCGAACGCUCCCUCUCCUUCCACUUGGGCAACAAGCUCUGCUCUUCCACGCUUCUCUCCACCCUCCUUUACGAUCUCUUCAUCCACGCCUUCGCUUCCGACCCUUCUCUCCGUGCCGCCGCUGUCGCCGACCUUCGCGCUGCCCGCGAACGCGAUCCUGCUUGUGUUUCCUACUCCCACUGCCUCCUCAACUACAAAGGUUACCUUGCCGUCCAGGCACAGCGUGUGGCGAACAGGUUGUGGCAGCAAUCUCGGAGGCCAUUAGCUCUGGCACUGCACUCUCGUAUUGCGGAUGUGUUUGCGGUGGAUAUACACCCUGCGGCGAAGAUUGGGAAAGGGAUAUUGUUGGAUCAUGCUACGGGCGUGGUAGUGGGUGAGACGGCGGUGAUCGGGAAUAAUGUGUCGAUUCUGCAUCAUGUGACUCUGGGAGGGACAGGGAAAGUUAGUGGGGAUCGGCAUCCAAAGAUUGGAGAUGGAGUUCUUAUUGGAGCCGGAGCAACCAUUCUAGGGAAUAUCAAGAUUGGAGAAGGUGCAAAAAUCGGUGCUGGGUCUGUUGUCUUGAUCGAUGUGCCGCCCCGGACUACAGCGGUUGGGAAUCCGGCGAGGCUGGUGGGUGGAAAGGAGAAGCCGGCCAAGCAUGAGGAUGUGCCUGGGGAAUCCAUGGAUCACACUUCCUUCAUCUCUGAGUGGUCAGAUUAUGUCAUAUAAUUUGAAAGCUUUUUGAAUCAAAACAUCACUAGUGGAUGAUAAUUUUGGAGCAUGUCCCCGUCUCUCCAGCCUGUUGCUGUGGAUUUUU